AUGGGCUGCGUUCGACACCAUGGCGCGCAGACAGCCAAACCAGCGAAGCGGGUGAGUUUCGGCCCAGUCACUUACGUCUCUGCUCUUCUCAUCGAAGCAUCAGAAGGCGCAUACCCACAUGACAGCCGCCGCCUCGUAGAUGCACUCGCGCCGCACCCUUGCGUGUCGGGGCCUGCGACAGUGGCGAUCGUCGCUGCUGCGACAACGCCGCACGCACACAAUGAAGUGGACGGGCUCCUUGGGAUGGGAGAGUUGGAAGAAUAUGCAGCACAGCGAACACUGCUCCUCGGCUCCUCCGUCGGCCGACCCCACGCAAUGCUGUGGUCUGCACAACAGGCCGCCAAUGUUGUCACUGACGACAACUGGAAAGGAGGCGACACACAGGAUCGGACGGCGGUGCCACCUGAGCGCGCAACUCCCGCUAGCUCAUCUGGAAGUAGGUCAGCGUCGUUCGAUGGUGUCAUGUACGAUACUCUGGUGAAAAGCAGACCCGCCACACGGCGCUAUGUGGACAGUGCGGCAAAGGGACAACAGCGCAAGGACAUGCGAAUCGUCGUCUUUGGCUUUGGAAAAGUCGGCGACGUUGUCGCAGUUGGGGCCAGCAGUGGAGAGCGUCCUAGGCGGCUCCCAGAGCACCCCACAGAGCCCUUUGGCUGCAUCCUCCUUCGCUAUCGCCCCCUGGAAGUAGCUGCUGCACGGUCGAAGGCGCAGCGGAUCAAUCAUGCGCGGCGAACUUAUCGUCACUGA
Messenger RNA from Leishmania braziliensis MHOM/BR/75/M2904, 747 nucleotides. RefSeq lists its product as hypothetical. The transcript has a single exon. The coding region runs from base 1 to 747 and encodes 248 amino acids. Lineage: Eukaryota; Euglenozoa; Kinetoplastea; Trypanosomatida; Trypanosomatidae. The record is from RefSeq and is a predicted model, not a curated record.